CUUCGAUACACACACAAUCAAAAUGUACAAUCAAAUUUUAUUUUUCUGCGCAUCGGUUAUACUUUUCCAGGUUACAACAAGUCAGUAUAUAGGUCAGGGCAGUAUAUAUGGCAACAACUAUGCCAAUGCUGUUGCUGCUGAAAUGAAUUAUGCCAAUAACAUGGCAUACGGUCCUCUAGCUACUGAAGUCAUACCUGAAGUGGGACGAUCAUUUAACGGUGGCGGUUUAAAAGUAACCAGCUAUUCUUCAAUCUCUCCAACUGGCGUUACAGUUGAAUCUGAUAACCUGAUGAUGGAAGGCCCGUUAGCUGUGAGCGGUCGAUUGCCAUUCUCAGGAGUUGUGGCUUUAGAGGGUCCUCUGCCAGCCGCUGGACACGGUGCAGUUGCGUACGCUUGUGGUGAUGGAAAUGUUGGAAUCGUGAGUGAAACUAUUGAAAAUGGAUAUGGGCCAGGUUAUGCCAAUGGCUUUGGCGUCGCGAAUGGCCUACCUGGCUACAACGGUGUUGGCAAUGUAAUAAACAGACUAUGAACCGAUUUCUAAAUGUAAAUUUUCUAGUAUUAGUAUUUAUUGUACAAUUUGUUAAUUCAUUUUAAAAAAUAAUUAAAAUAUUAAAUAGUA
Messenger RNA from Vanessa tameamea, 619 nucleotides. Its product is annotated as chorion class B protein M2410-like. The record is from RefSeq and is a predicted model, not a curated record. NCBI's taxonomy places the organism in Eukaryota, Metazoa, Arthropoda, Insecta, Lepidoptera, Nymphalidae. Gene Ontology annotation, biological process: chorion-containing eggshell formation; multicellular organism development. The transcript has 2 exons. Gene Ontology annotation, molecular function: structural constituent of egg chorion. The coding region runs from base 23 to 529 and encodes 168 amino acids. Gene Ontology annotation, cellular component: egg chorion.